Molecule: messenger RNA, 441 nt
Organism: Monopterus albus (swamp eel)
Lineage: Eukaryota; Metazoa; Chordata; Actinopteri; Synbranchiformes; Synbranchidae
Product: piwi-like protein 1
Exons: 3
Molecular function (GO): nucleic acid binding
Source: RefSeq, a predicted model, not a curated record
GCCAACAUCGGUGGCAAGGUGUCCAACCCUCCCACAGGCACCAUCAUUGACUCGAAGGUCACUCGUCCAGAGUGGUAUGACUUCUACAUCGUAAGCCAGGUUGUCCGUGAAGGAUGCAUCACCCCAACCCACUACAAUGUCGUGUAUGACACUAGCGGACUGAAGCCUGAUCAUAUGCAGCGGCUUACUUACAAGCUGUGCCACAUGUACUACAACUGGCAGGGGAUCAUCCGAGUGCCUGCUCCCUGCCAGUACGCUCACAAGUUGGCUUUCCUUGUGGGUCAGAGUAUCCACAAGGAGCCCAGUCUGCAACUGGAUGAGCUGCUCUUCUACUUGUGAGGAUGAAAAAUGAGCAAAUAGUUCAGUUCUGUUUCUGUUACUUUGUGAUAGCACAUUCAAUCUAAUGCAAUGACUCAACCCUGAUUUAUGGUUCUGUGUUGA